GGAAUGGACAGCCCCCAGGACACGGUCCCCCCAGGCCGAAGGAGCCGCUGCCCUGCCCUCCGCAGGCUGGUCCCUGUUGGCUUUGGAGCUGAGGCACGGACGAUCUUCAUCCUUUCUGGACCCCUGUUCCUCUUCCAGAUGCUGAACUUCAUGGUCUAUGUCGUGAGCACGGUGUUCUGCGGACACCUGGGCACGGUGGAGCUGGCGGCAGUGACCCUCUCAGUGGCCUUUGUCAAUGUCUGUGGAGUUUCCAUUGGGUUUGGCUUGUCUUCGGCCUGUGAUACCUUGAUGUCCCAGAGCUUCGGCAGCCCCAACAAGAAGCACGUGGGCGUCAUCCUGCAGCGGGGCAUGCUGGUGCUGCUGCUUUGCUGUCUGCCCUGCUGGGCGCUCUUCCUCAACACCCAGCUCAUCCUGCUGUUAUGCAGGCAGGACCCGGCCGUGUCCAGGCUGGCUCAGGAGUAUGUGCAGGUCUACAUCCCAGGCCUGCCGGCAAAUUUUCUCUACAGCCUGCAGGCCAAGUACUUGCAGAAUCAGGGCAUCGUUUGGCCCCAAGUCUUCAGUGGCGUCGUGGGCAACUGCGUCAACGGCCUGGCCAACUAUGUCCUGGUUUCUGUGCUGGGCCAGGGGGUCAGGGGCUCCGCAUUCGCCAACACCGUCUCCCAGUUCACGCAGGCUAUCUUCCUCCUGUUCUACAUUGUGCUGAAGAAGCUGCAUCUGGAGACAUGGGCAGGCUGGUCCUGGGAGUGCCUGCAGGACUGGGGCCCCUUCUUCCGCUUGGCCGUCCCCAGCAUGCUGAUGCUGUGCAUCGAGUGGUGGGCCUACGAGAUCGGGAGCUUCCUUGUGGGCCUGCUCAGCGUGCGCGACCUAUCUGCCCAAGCGGUCAUCUACGAGGUGGCCACCGUCAUCUACAUGAUCCCCAUGGGGCUCAGCAUCGCGGUCUGUGUCCGAGUGGGGACAGCCCUGGGAGCCGCAGACACCGUGCAAGCCAAGCGAUCAGCCAUCUCAGGCACCCUCUGCACAGUGGGAACCUCGCUGGUUGUGGGCGUCCUAUUGAGCCUCCUGAGAAACAAGCUGGGCCACAUCUUCACCAAUGAUGAGGAAGUCGUUGGCCUGGUCAACAAGGUCCUGCCGCUGUACAUCUUCUUCCAGCUGUUUGAUGCCCUCUGUUGUCUCUACGCUGGGGUCCUGCGUGGGACCGGCAGGCAGGCCUUCGGGGCUGUGGUGAACGCUGUUAUGUACUACGCCAUCGGCCUCCCGCUGGGUGUCGUGCUGACCUUCCUGGUCGGGAUGGGGGUCAUGGGCCUCUGGCUGGGCAUGCUGGUCUGUGUCAUGCUGGCCACCGCUGCCUUCGUCACGUACACGGCCCGGAUGGACUGGAAGCGGGCUGCAGAGGAGGCGCAGAAACGCGCGGGACUGCCGCCACUGGGGAGUACUGGGAGCAUGGCCCUCGGACCCAGGCCCGGGCCCGAGAAAGCGGUUGUGUCUUCAGUGGCCACAGGCAGCUCCCCUGGCGUGAUCCUGACGACCUACUCGAGACUCGGGGGCCACCUGGACCUCCUCAGGACUCCAGAAGCAGUCCACACCCUACCCACCCCCGCCAACCGGCUGUCAGCCAAGCAGCUGGCUCUCCGCCGGGGGGCUGCUCUGGGGGUGGCAGUGGGCUCGUUGAUAGUGGGGCUCGUCCUGAGGGUCCUCACUGCCAGGCCCUAGCGAGACAGCUUGAGACAAAAAGGAAGCUGAGAGCGGCUGCUGACCCCAAAUUCAGUGCAGGGGGAUGCCCCGAACCACUCCUCAAGAACAUUCAAGGGACUUCCCUGGUAAUCCAGUGGUUGAGAA
Molecule: messenger RNA, 1836 nt
Organism: Dama dama (fallow deer)
Lineage: Eukaryota; Metazoa; Chordata; Mammalia; Artiodactyla; Cervidae
Gene: SLC47A2
Product: solute carrier family 47 member 2
Exons: 17
Coding region: 4-1710 (568 amino acids)
Biological process (GO): xenobiotic detoxification by transmembrane export across the plasma membrane
Cellular component (GO): membrane
Molecular function (GO): antiporter activity; xenobiotic transmembrane transporter activity
Source: RefSeq, a predicted model, not a curated record